Messenger RNA from Talaromyces marneffei, 1899 nucleotides. RefSeq lists its product as uncharacterized. The record is from RefSeq and is a predicted model, not a curated record. The coding region runs from base 1 to 1899 and encodes 632 amino acids. Gene Ontology annotation, molecular function: protein binding. The transcript has 2 exons. NCBI's taxonomy places the organism in Eukaryota, Fungi, Ascomycota, Eurotiomycetes, Eurotiales, Trichocomaceae.
AUGGAGUCCUCUCCAGGUUCCUCACAUCCGUCUCCUACUCUUUUAGCACUUGCUCAUCCCGGUGCAUCCAAGAUCAGCCACCUAAUAGAGUCACCAGAGUCCCGCUCUAGGUCUCACUCCAGGUCUUCAAGUCGGGUGUCAUCCUUUGGCUUUGUCAAGGAGGAUGUUGAAGGCAUCGCUCAGAGUUUCUUGGACACUGCUACGACUACCAGAGCCAAAGAAGGCUCAGAAGACAACACGUCUGUCGUCGACAUGAUGGCUGCUGUCGAUCAAAUGCCCGACUUCUGUUGUCCCUGUGGAGGCUUCAUGGGCUGGAAGCAGAUUCGUCUGCGAGGGCGCAAGAUGAGCAAGAGUUACAGUGAUUUAAGUCUUUUGGGUCAACGAAGCUCGUCGAUGGGGUGGAUGUGGGACACUGCUAGUACACGUCCGACUAUCAAACAGGUGUAUAUGGAAGUUGAGGAGACACAGCCUGGUUUGACUAUUGAAGAUCUUCCCAUUGAAGUACUCGUCCAAAUUAUAUCUUAUCUGGCCGUGGAACUUCCACCGAAUGGCUACACCCCUCGCAAUGUCGACCUUAUUGCUUGCUUACUGACAUCUCGCACUCUCCACUCGGCAACACUCAGCGUACUCUACCGCCACAUCACCAUCCCUCACUCAGUCAUCUUCUCAAAACUACUAAAGCAUAUCACUCACUACCCGGCUCUAGGGACUAUUGUUCGCCGCCUGGACUUUUCGCACUUUACUUCGGUAGGACUGGGCCGGACGCGACAAAUGAACGCUGAGAUACAGAACCUAACGUCCAAAACACUUUUGCAAUGCUUGGAUCUGCUUCCGAAUCUGAUGGAAGGCCUCUUCCAGGAGCAUCUGGAGACUGAUAUCGACACCGCGGUUGUGCAAAAGAUUUUUGGUCUGCCUAAACUAAGGGCCGUCGACUUUUGUGGUUGCUCCUCGCAAACGUUUUCGACGAAAUUCCUGGAGGCGUUUACAAUGAAUUCCUCCAUCCCUCUGGUUUUGCCGCUGUUGAAAAGAGUAUCCUUGCACGAGUGUAGUGGACUACCUUCUGCGGUCUUUGAGAAGCUGCUCCCACGAUUGGUCAAUGUGACUCAUUUGGAUCUUGGACGGACACAAGUCACCGAGACAGCUCUGUUAUCUUUGCCGACUUCUGCCCAAAUCACACAUUUGAAUCUCUCAAAAUGCCUGCGACUUUCUGGACCACAGGUUGUCAACUUCUUAACCACUCACCCCGCCGUCACCGAAUCUCUUGUCUAUCUCAACUUGAUGACCGAUCCUUCGCGCUACCGUCUUCUCGAGUCAGAAGACGUCACUAAUCUCCUACCAGUGUUGCCAUCCACUCUUCGAUCUUUGAACCUGAACGGCGCUCGAAUUACCACUGAGCAUGUGCCUUUGUUGGUCCCCCUGACCAAACACCUAGAAGAAUUGGGACUCAGUGGCGCGGACUUGUCCCCCAGCGAUAUCAAUUCAUUCUUCGUUCCUCAAGAUCCCGAAGCUGAAAAGUGGUGGCAACCACCCGCUCUCCAUUAUCUUGACGUCAGCAAAGUGACAUCCAUCACUCUACAGACACUUUAUAACCCUAAACUCUGCGUACUUGUUUCCCCGCGAAGCCUUCCCCUCGAGGUCGUUGAGCUAGGCGAAAAACUCAUCACUCCCCUCCGCGACCGGACAAAAUCCGCGAAAUCAAGCGGGUGGUCUCUUCGAGAACUCGGUCGUCGCGGCUGGUAUGUCCGAGAGCCUGUCAAAGUGGACGGCGCCGACGCGUGGACGAUAGACGAUGGAUCGCGCUCAUGGAAGAUGGGAGCUCGUUGGUGGGGAAUGAGGAAGAUUCCUGUUACGGUUGGUGAAGUUGGAGGUCUCUAUGGUCAUUACAUGUUCAAGAAGUGA